Messenger RNA from Leptosia nina, 741 nucleotides. Lineage: Eukaryota; Metazoa; Arthropoda; Insecta; Lepidoptera; Pieridae. The record is from the annotation of a GenBank genome assembly.
AUGGAUCACUAUUUAACGACAUAUCGCAAGGACUACCUGUGGCCUAAUCUACCAGGGUCUGGCGGCAGCGAUGGUGGAAUAGCCGAAGUCCCCAAAUUAUCAGGACAAGAACUAGCAUUUUACCAAGCAUGUAUGCAGCAUACGAGACCACCAGAUUGUCGCUGUCCGCAGUAUUCUGGCGAAGAGGUACAACUUCCACCAGGAAAAGAGGGGGGAUGGAGUCGAAAUGAGUUAAUGGGUCCCAUGCUAGAUCCAAAGUUGUAUCCGGUAAAAGUUGGAGCGAGUCCGGAGACUGCAUCGUCGAGAUACGAUCAGCCCAACGCUUUCCUAGACAAGUUGCAGUCGAAAUAUCCAAUGCUAUACAGCAUCCUCCAGAAUGAAGCUUCACCUGAAUUGAAACAGAGGAUAGAUCGCGACAGAAAUAAAACUACCUACCAAGUAGAUUUCUGUGAAUCAGGUCCUGGUGCAAAGUUUGAGGGUCUUCAAAGAGCGGCUGACGAGAGCGGAGCAGGACCCUGUGCACAGCCCAUGAGGUUGCCAGGAGACCCGUGCAGAGUGGGUCCAAAACCUAGAAUGACCACACCCAAGACUAUCUCCAAGCAAGGAGGUGGUGGUGCUAGCGAUCCUAGAGCUAAAUGCGAAACCACAUCCGCUGUACCACCGCUGGGCAAGACAGAGUACCAGGAUAACGUGUCUAAGCUCGGCGGAAUCAUCAUGCGAGACAAACUCCACCGAAAAUAG